Clarias gariepinus (North African catfish) is the source of this 2122-nucleotide messenger RNA. RefSeq names its product T-box transcription factor 16, like (gene tbx16l). Gene Ontology annotation, biological process: regulation of transcription by RNA polymerase II; heart looping; cell fate specification. The record is from RefSeq and is a predicted model, not a curated record. The transcript is spliced from 9 exons. Bases 202 to 1692 code for a protein of 496 amino acids. Gene Ontology annotation, molecular function: DNA-binding transcription factor activity, RNA polymerase II-specific; RNA polymerase II cis-regulatory region sequence-specific DNA binding. NCBI's taxonomy places the organism in Eukaryota, Metazoa, Chordata, Actinopteri, Siluriformes, Clariidae. Gene Ontology annotation, cellular component: nucleus.
GGCUCAAACUGUGAAACAUGACAGCAGAUCAAAGAGCCUGGAGUUGAGGUCCUAGCCAACAUACACACCUUUUUCACGUGAGAACAGGGUGGGCGUCCACCUGGGCAGAGCUACCUCACAUCACGUCAUAUCACAUCACAUCACAUCCCAUCUCCACAGCGGACUACUGCAUUCAGAAUCAGAGACUCCAGGUUUAAGGCCAUGUAUGUCCACGAGGACUACCCUUAUCCAAUCAAUCCCCUGACCAAGAGCUAUGGAUUCUAUCCACAAGGACAGAAUUCGGUUUGCCGGGCAAGCUGUGGUGAAGCUGAGUUGAUGUCACUUUCAGUUCAUGUGGCGCUUGAGGGGCGAGAACUGUGGGAUAAAUUUAACCGUGUUGGCAAUGAGAUGCUCAUCACUAAAACCGGCAGACGCAUGUUCCCCAGCUGCAGAGUCACAGUGAUGGGGCUGAACCCCAGAGUCAAGUAUGUGCUGAUGAUGGACAUGGUGCCGUUUGAUAAUAACAAGUACAAGUGGAACAGGGAUCACUGGGAGGUCAGCGGCAAGUCUGAACCCCACCUGCCAAACCGAUUCUUCAUCCACCCAGACUCACCUGCUUUGGGAGAAAGGUGGAUGCAGUAUCCCAUAUCUUUCCAUAAACUCAAGCUCACCAACAACGCAUUCAACUCCAAAGGCCUGGUUAUGCUUCAUUCUAUGCACAAAUAUCAGCCUCGUCUACACAUAGUUCAGGCACCAGACCCCUGUGGAGCCCACAGCGGCGGAUACCUGCGAUUUACCUUCCCAGAAACAGGCUUCAUAGCAGUCACAUCCUACCAGAACCCAGAGAUCACCAAGCUGAAGAUCGACAAUAACCCCUUCGCCAAAGGCUUUCGUGACAACGGACUUAGCAGGAAAAGGUUUCGUGACAAGGAGAUGCGUCAGAGGUCAGGUUCAGGGAAGCAGCAGGAUAGGACAGAACAUCCUCAAGCCAAUGUACUGGACACGGAUGAUGAGGAAGACAAACAAGUCUCCAGCUCAGUGGAAUCCCCUGGUGUGCUUCGUCUACCGGAUAUGAAAGGUGCAUCCGAGCGUUUCUUACCAGCGUUUAUGAAGUGUGGAGGUAUCCAUGAGGGACUGAGUCAGAGCACCAUUUCCCAUCAAUCCCAGCUCACACUCAACAGCAAGAACAGAGACUCUUGGAGGCCUGAUGACAAUUUCCAGUACAUACGUGCCUCUUUGUCAGAGGUCCAUAACCCCCAAAUCUCAAUGCCACAGCACCUGCCAUGUCCCAGCUCUGACGUCCAGAUCCCAGCCGUACACCAGAUUUACUCAACCCACCCUACACCCCAGCAGAACCUCCACCUGCCGCCCAAACUCAGCCGGAUGCAGCUGCCUGAAAGUUUCUUUAGGGGCCUUGAUUCGAACCCAAAGUCCCUGUCUGACAUUUUCAACACGAUCCGGGCACGAGUGGCGUCCAAGGAUUCCCCAAUUUAUUCCCAACACGAGCACUCAGCAUCAGGCUCGAACAGGGAAGCUAAAGCGCUGAUAUUCCCAGCUGUCCAGGACUACGGUGUUGCAUUUUGCUCUGAACAAUACACUGGAUAUACACCAGAGUGGCCUGCUUACAAUCCCAAUGGGAGUUGCACUGAGACCAGAUCAGUGGCAUCAUCACAGCGGGUGGAAUACUCUGGAGAAAGUGCUUCUGGGAAAUAAAGAAAGUUAAGGACUCAGACAAACGUCAGUAUUUUUCAUCUGAGCAUUUUAUAAGGCAUUAUGAAUAUACAACAGAUUUCUGUAGUGGUUAUUAGAAUAAACGUUUCUCUCAAUGUAUUUUUUUUCCCUUACAUGUGCUUGAUGGUUUAAUAUGAAGUUAUCUAAAGUUUGUGCUGCUUCUCCUUUGUACAGUAUAUGUCUGACUUUCUACAGUUUACUUUUCAACUCAGUAUUGCACUAUGGCAACUAUGAUCUUGAUUAACUAUUAACUAAACGUUUGGCAUGUUUAUUGACCUCUUUUAUUGAAUACAAAGGUAAUUUCAAGGGAAAUGAAAACAAGCAAACUCUCUUUAAAUGUCAGUAAGUCUAAAUGCAUGAUACUUACCACAGAGAAAAAGAAAUGCUGGAAAUGUAAAGUUCCCAGGUGAAA